Molecule: messenger RNA, 1908 nt
Organism: Durusdinium trenchii
Lineage: Eukaryota; Dinophyceae; Suessiales; Symbiodiniaceae
Source: the annotation of a GenBank genome assembly
AUGCCGAGCCGUCUCUUCUUCCGCCUCGUCUGCCCCUCCGUGUAUCGCUUGGCAGCCUAUUCCAGCAUCCCCCUCUUUUUCCUCAGCGCUUGGACGGAGCAGAAGUACUGUGCAGGUCGUCAGCUAGUCCGCUGCCUCACUGCCGUGUCCGUGACCCUCUUUCAGCUGGGUGACAGCUGUCGGACCAGCAGCCACAGGGACUACCUCAUGCUGUAUAUCUGUUGGGCUUGGGUUCUCGUCCCAGAGAAGGCCCAAGCCGUCGCAUCUGGCCUUUGUGUGCUGUAUAUCUUGGGUAGUGGCCUCUCGAAGCUCCGUGUGGGCGGCACUGCCUGGCCGGCGCCGGCCACGCUGCGGGCGAUCCUGAGGACCUUCGCCCAGAAGACGCCACGGCAGGGCGGUCCCAUCCUGCUGUUUGCGAACCGCUGGGUGUGCCACUCCGAUCUGCUUUGUGGAUUCUUGGCCUCCACGACCUUGCUCUUCGAAUGCCUGUUGGCACCCUUGGGCGCCUUCCUUCUGCCCAGCCAUUGGCGCUUGCCGAGCGUCGGCCUCGCCAUGGUGCUGCUGCACCUGGGCAUCGGAGCAGUACAGAGCGGUGCCAUUGGUGCAUUCUUCUUGCCCAACGUCGCAGCGUAUGUCCUUGGCUUUGGGACGUUCACGUCUGGGGAGGACCUCUCCAUCCUUGCACCCAGUUGGUGGAUAGCCUUGGUGACCUGUUUCCUUCCCCUGUGCCUGGCUGCAGCUCGCGAAACAAGUUUGAUCCAAGAGGACUGGCCCUGGACGCCGUUUGCACUUUUUCCUUGGAACUCCGAUCAGUGGGAGUUCUUGCACCAGCAUUUGGUGGAAGGUGAUACUCGCCUAGUGGCCCUGGCUGGCGAAGCCUCGCUACCGGGUGCGCGGGUGAUCCCCAUCGAACACCGCUCCGACGUGCCACUGCUGCAGCGGCGGGUGGAGCCCAACGAAGGCGAAGUGGUGUGCUAUGAUCUCUGGAGCCGUACCAUUGGCAUCACCACUUACCAAGAUGAAGUAAUGUUGGCCCUUCUGGAUCUUCACCAGGGUGAGCUGCUGAAAGCUGAGAAGAGUCAAGAGAAGCUGAAGCAGAUACUUCAACUCACCGCCAAGUUUCUGGAGACCGGGCGCGUGCUGGAAGUCUCCACUGGACAACCGCUGAUGCGCUGCUUCCUCGUGCGUGCUGCCGAAGACAAAGGCGAUCGCCAGGGUCGGUCGGUCUUUCGAGAAGUGUGCCGUGUAGGCCGCUACGUCAAGGGCUGGCGCAAGUGGUCGGAUCGCCGACAGAGCUGGGUGGCCAUUUUUGAGUUUGAGGGCCGCAUCUGGCGGAAGAACGUGACGGAGGAGAAGGCCCCACGUACCGCCGUGCAUGUGGAUCCCUUGCUGAUCGAGUAUCAGGCUGCGCCCAUUUGCUGCCGAAAGCCCUCAGGCUGCAGUGAUUCUGAAAGUGAAGCAGAUGCCAAUGCAGGCUUGCAGCCAGGGGACGAAGAAGAGGACAACACCUUCGUGAUGGCUCGGGAGUUGAAGUACCACCUCCAGCUGACCUCUGAGAUUGUUGGGAUGGCCAGGCAGACGGAUCUGUGCCGCUGCGACCGCGUGAUCGGCAGGUGGGACUUCGGCGAAGCCUCGGUGGACUCCAUGGGGCGACUGUGCACCGAGAUCAGCUGGUGGCUCAACGACGAGGCCGCCAACGAUCGCUACGAGCGCCUAGAAGAGAACUGGGAGAUGCUGCUGGCAGUCUGGGAACAUUUGCUCUGUUUUCACUUGGAGGAGCUGCAAGACUGCGGCUUCGACCAGAGCAUCGCCCAACGCUUCCUGGAGAGGUGUCUGCACUUUCGCAUCGGAGAGGCACGGCAAGUGAAGGGAAUGAUGGAGCCUCUCGUGGACAUCGUUGCGCUGUGA